GCUUCUAUCUCUGGGAGGGCGGUUGAGGCGGUGGUGGCGGCGUCGGCGGCGGCCGGGCGCUGGCUGAGGGGCGCUGAGGCGGGAGCUGUGGCGGCGCUGGGCGCCCCUGGCCCCUCGGCCUCUGCGGGCCAUGGGCUCCGAGAAGGACUCCGAGUCGCCGCGCUCCACAUCGCUACAUGCGGCCGCGCCCGACCCUAAGUGCCGCAGCGGCGGCCGGCGCCGGCGCCUCACCUUGCACAGCGUCUUCUCUGCCUCGGCCCGCGGCCGCCGCGCCCGGGCCAAGCCGCAGGCCGAGCCGCCGCCCCCGGCUGCGCCGCCGCCGCCCGCCCCGGCCCCUGCCGCGGCCCAGGGCCCGCCGCCCGAGGCGCUGCCCGCCGAGCCGGCCGCCGAGGCCGAGGCGGAGGCCGCGGCGGCGGCGGCGGAGCCUGGGUUCGACGAUGAGGAGGCGGCGGAGGGCGGCGGCCCGGGCGCGGAGGAGGUGGAGUGUCCGCUGUGCCUGGUGCGGCUGCCGCCUGAGCGGGCCCCGCGCCUCCUCAGCUGUCCGCACCGCUCGUGCCGGGACUGCCUCCGCCACUACCUGCGCCUGGAGAUAAGCGAGAGCAGGGUGCCCAUCAGCUGCCCCGAGUGCAGCGAGCGACUCAACCCGCACGACAUCCGCUUGCUGCUCGCCGACCCGCCGCUUAUGCACAAGUACGAGGAGUUCAUGCUGCGCCGCUACCUAGCCUCGGACCCCGACUGCCGCUGGUGCCCGGCCCCGGACUGCGGUUAUGCUGUUAUUGCCUAUGGCUGUGCCAGCUGCCCGAAGCUAACUUGUGAGAGGGAAGGUUGCCAGACUGAGUUCUGCUACCACUGCAAGCAGAUAUGGCAUCCAAAUCAGACAUGCGAUAUGGCCCGUCAACAGAGGGCCCAGACUUUACGAGUUCGGACCAAACACACUUCAGGUCUCAGUUAUGGGCAAGAAUCUGGACCAGCAGAUGACAUCAAGCCAUGCCCACGAUGCAGUGCGUACAUUAUCAAGAUGAAUGAUGGAAGCUGUAAUCACAUGACCUGUGCAGUGUGUGGCUGUGAAUUCUGUUGGCUUUGUAUGAAAGAGAUCUCAGACUUGCAUUACCUCAGCCCCUCUGGCUGUACAUUCUGGGGCAAGAAGCCAUGGAGCCGUAAGAAGAAAAUUCUUUGGCAGCUGGGCACGUUGAUUGGUGCUCCAGUGGGGAUUUCUCUCAUUGCUGGCAUUGCCAUUCCUGCCAUGGUCAUUGGCAUUCCUGUUUAUGUUGGAAGGAAGAUUCACAGCAGGUAUGAGGGAAGGAAAACCUCCAAACACAAGAGGAAUUUGGCUAUCACUGGAGGAGUGACUUUGUCGGUCAUUGCAUCCCCAGUUAUUGCUGCAGUUAGUGUUGGUAUUGGUGUCCCCAUUAUGCUGGCAUAUGUUUAUGGGGUUGUGCCCAUUUCUCUUUGUCGUGGAGGCGGCUGUGGAGUUAGCACAGCCAACGGAAAAGGAGUGAAAAUUGAAUUUGAUGAAGAUGAUGGUCCAAUCACAGUGGCAGAUGCCUGGAGAGCCCUCAAGAAUCCCAGCAUUGGGGAAAGCAGCAUUGAAGGCCUGACUAGUGUAUUGAGCACUAGUGGAAGCCCUACAGAUGGACUUAGUGUUAUGCAAGGUCCUUACAGCGAAACAGCCAGCUUUGCAGCCCUCUCAGGGGGCACGCUGAGUGGCGGCAUUCUCUCCAGUGGCAAGGGAAAAUAUAGCAGGUUAGAAGUUCAAGCCGAUGUCCAAAAGGAAAUUUUCCCCAAAGACACAGCCAGUCUUGGUGCAAUUAGUGACAACGCAAGCACUCGUGCUAUGGCCGGUUCCAUAAUCAGUUCCUACAACCCACAGGACAGGUUUAGCAUGAUCCAUGCAUGACUCAGCAAAGUGGAUUUUGUCUCCACAGAGAAUGCAACAAUAUGGAAAUCCAAGUGGACAUUGAAGCCAAACCAAGCCACUAUCAGCUGGUGAGUGGAAGCAGCACGGAGGACUCGCUCCAUGUUCAUGCUCAGAUGGCAGAGAAUGAAGAAGAAGGUAGUGGUGGCGGAGGCAGUGAAGAGGAUCCCCCCUGCAGACACCAAAGCUGUGAACAGAAAGACUGCCUGGCCAGCAAACCUUGGGACAUCAGCCUGGCCCAGCCUGAAAGCAUCCGCAGUGACCUAGAGAGUUCUGAUACACAGUCAGACGAUGUGCCAGACAUCACCUCAGAUGAGUGUGGCUCCCCCCGCUCCCAUACUGCCGCCUGCCCCUCGACCCCCAGAGCCCAAGGUGCACCGAGCCCAAGUGCCCAUAUGAACCUCUCUGCCCUAGCCGAGGGACAAACUGUCUUGAAGCCAGAAGGUGGAGAAGCCAGAGUAUGAAGUGGAAUGAAUGCUCCUGUUCUGAGAAGCACACUUGUAACUGCAUCUUUUGGAAUUUUUUUUUAUUUUUUUUUCCAAGGGGUAGAGAUUUAUGUAUUUUAUUUCAAAGAUUCUCUGGUCACAGGUGUUCGCCCAGGGAAAUUCUGAGAAAUUCACAAUUUCUUACCAGAUAAAACAUGAAAAGUUUGCCGUUAGUUCCCCUCCCCUCCCCUCCCUCUUUUUAGUUUUAAUUUAUUGGUUAAACUGAUGGCAGCAAUCCGUGAGGUGUGUCAAAGAGUGUACAUAUGUAUGUGUGUAUAUUGAAUGCUAAACAUAUUACUGAAAGACACAUUUUAAUAAAGAUUUCUGUCAUAAUUCAA
This is a messenger RNA of Pan troglodytes (chimpanzee), 2738 nucleotides long. It is a transcript of the gene RNF19B, whose product is annotated as ring finger protein 19B. Gene Ontology annotation, molecular function: zinc ion binding; ubiquitin-protein transferase activity. The transcript has 9 exons. NCBI's taxonomy places the organism in Eukaryota, Metazoa, Chordata, Mammalia, Primates, Hominidae. Bases 131 to 1897 code for a protein of 588 amino acids. The record is from RefSeq and is a predicted model, not a curated record. Gene Ontology annotation, biological process: protein ubiquitination.